This is a messenger RNA of Salvelinus namaycush (lake trout), 1425 nucleotides long. RefSeq names its product elongin A, like (gene eloal). Gene Ontology annotation, cellular component: nucleus; elongin complex. The record is from RefSeq and is a predicted model, not a curated record. The transcript is spliced from 9 exons. Gene Ontology annotation, biological process: transcription elongation by RNA polymerase II. Gene Ontology annotation, molecular function: protein binding. The coding region runs from base 1 to 1425 and encodes 474 amino acids. Lineage: Eukaryota; Metazoa; Chordata; Actinopteri; Salmoniformes; Salmonidae.
AUGGAUGCACUUGACGUGUCGAAGAAAGUGCUGCAGUUAAAACUUCAGCUCAAAGAAACGACAGAAUCAAAGAAGGUCCUGAAAAUCUUAAAGAAACUAAGGGAGUUGGAUAUAACCCUAGACAUUCUUGCAGAGACCGGAAUCGGCAAAGCUGUAAACUCUUUGCGCAAGCAUGGGGAUGCAGGAGAAGCCGUCAGGCUAUUGGUCAGUCACUGGAAGAAAUUGGUUCCAAAAGAAACCUUGAGCGAAGAGUCUUCAAAAUCUAAACCUGAUAGAAAAUGGACAGUUAUUGACAAAUCCAAUGACCAAGACAACAAAAAAGCAAGUGACUCCCUAGGUUGUAAUGGAGAGAGGCGGAAACCAAGUGAAAGAAAGCAAGUCUGCCAUGAAGACAAAAAGACUAAACAAGAGGGAAAAUCGAAGACCAAAGAGAAAAUGGCGAUUAUUGAGAACAAGCCGAAUGGCAAUGACGUCGAGGUGCCCUCCAUGUCUUUUGAGUCUUUCUUGAGCUAUGACAUCAACACGCCUAAGAGGAAGAAAAAAUCUGACAGUAAAAAACCACCUAAGAAAUUUAAGACUGUUGAAAAAGAAGUAAAGGUUGUGAAGACACCCAGCACGAAAUCCAGUAAGCAGUUACCUGCGGCGACUGCAGAUUUGUCACUGCCUAAAAAGGACAUCCUUUUUAAGGCUAUGAAGGGGUCUGUGAUGGACUUGCUUAAUAUUCCAUUGCCAACAUUUCUACCCGAAUAUGAUGAGCUCUCCAACUUCAACUACUAUGACAGGAAAAUGGAAGACAAAUCUAAAGUCUUGGUCUCUGAGGGCCCGGUCUUCACUGGUCAAAGACUCAACCGGAAGAUGCAGGUCUAUUCUGGUGUAAAGUCCGCCUUUCUCCCAACUAUGAUGUCCUUGUACCAGCAAUGUAUCCGGGCACUGCAGAACAACAUUGACUUGCUCUAUGAGAUCGGAGGGGUCCCAUUUGAAAUCCUUGAGCCAGUACUAGAGCGCUGUACACCUGAUCAGCUGUUUCGUAUUGAAGAGUGCAACCCGAUGUAUGUUGGAGUGACUGAUCACUUAUGGGAGAAGCACUGUCAGCGGGACUUCAGGAAUGCCCAUCUAGAGGAGUACGAGUCCUGGAGAGAGAUGCAUAUGAGGCUAUCUGAGGAAAGGGAGAGGAAGCUCCAAAGACUGACUAAAACCAUAGUCUCUGCCCAUUCAGGAAAACCCAAAGGCCGGCAGGUGAAAAUGGCGUUUAUUAACUCUGUUGCCAAGCCGCCUAGAAAUGUGAGAAUUCAGCAAGAGAUCCAUGGAACUGCUAGACAUCCACGAAUCCAGCAGGAGAACAAUGGAACUACUGGUGUCGUACUGCCGCCUCACCCACUGGACAGGCCCAGGUCUGUCCUCACCAUCCUGUCAUUCUCAUAUUGA